Molecule: messenger RNA, 456 nt
Organism: Cetraspora pellucida
Lineage: Eukaryota; Fungi; Glomeromycota; Glomeromycetes; Diversisporales; Gigasporaceae
Source: the annotation of a GenBank genome assembly
AUGUCGAUGCAUCACCAAUAUGGUGACAAACUGUCAACAUGCCAUCACAGAGUACUUAGCGUUAGUGCACAACCGACAUUGGGAUAUCAGCCUUUAUCAGCAGUUCCUAGACGAAUACAACUAUCUUUUAUAAACGAUAAAUCUCCUUCACGAAUUAUAAAAACAAAACAAGGUUGCGAAAUAAAAUUGAAACGUAUGACUGAAAGUGAAAAAUAUAUUCGUAAAUCUGCUCUUUCAUCGUAUGAAGCAGUCAGGCCUACAAUAAGCUCUUGGCUUCGUCCAAACCGAAUGGUUGAAAUUGGAAACCGUAAUUUGGUAUUAGUUCCAUCUGAAAGAUAUCUUACUAAUGGAAAAGUAGAUUGUGGCUUAAAUAAACAACAAAAGUUAAAAGUCUUAUUCGCAGCAGGUAAUCGUUUAGAAAAUAACGAUUGCAUAAACAAGCAAAAAAAUUUUUAG